This is a messenger RNA of Labeo rohita (rohu), 1892 nucleotides long. RefSeq names its product proton activated chloride channel 1 (gene pacc1). Bases 165 to 1229 code for a protein of 354 amino acids. NCBI's taxonomy places the organism in Eukaryota, Metazoa, Chordata, Actinopteri, Cypriniformes, Cyprinidae. The record is from RefSeq and is a predicted model, not a curated record. The transcript has 8 exons.
CCUCCCCAAACUAACAGCUGUGAUGUCACGCCUGGCAUGUUUUUUGGUCAUUGGCUGUGCCUCACUCCGCUCCUCGAGAGAAUCUGUAAGAAAUGAGCGUGGAUCCUGUUCCUGUAAGUUGAUGGCAAAGUUUAAACACCGCAAAUAUUCGGAGGCGAAGCAGAAUGCUGAGGAGAGACACUUCUCGAUCGUAUCAAGAGUUCAAUGGUGAAGACUGCGCAGGGCCACUUGAGUCUUACCCGAACAAUGAUGUUUCUGAAAUGGAGCAAGAUCAAGCCAGUUGUGGCCCUUCACCAGACAAUGCAGAUGAGGAUGUUGUGGACAACAACCUAAUGCCCAUUGGUUUCAACAAAGCUUGCGUGAAGAAUGUUUUCACAGUCAUCCUUGUCCUCAUUUACUUGCUGCUCACUACGGUGGCUGUGUUCUUGGCCUACCAAACCAUUUCAGACUUCUUGGAAAAGCUCAACCAUCCAGUGAUGUCUGUUUCAUACAAAGAGGUUGAGGAGUUUCCUGCACCAGGAAUUGCUUUGUAUCCCGGGAAGGCGCAGUUACUAAGUUGCAUGCAUCACUAUCACGACAACAUUCCACCUCUUGUUGCACUGGACAGUCUAAAGGAAAGAAACUGUAUAAAAGAGGAGGUUAUUUACCACGGACCAUAUUCGAACCAGACGCAGAAGCGAGCCGUGGUGGUCAGAGGGCCGACUGAUGUGAGGAACCGAGAACUUGUAUUCCUGCAAUUCAGCCGGAAUGAAACGGAAGAGGAUUUCAGCGCAAUCAGUUACAUGAUAUUUUCCAAAUUCAGCGACAUGGUUAAAAGCUCAGAUAAAGCUGCUUUUAUGAUGGAGUGUGAAAGGAAUUACUCCAUGUGGACCUUUUCUGGAGGCUUUCGGACGUGGGUCAAAAUGUCUUUGGUCAAGACGACAGGCAGAGGAAAUGAGUCGGUUGAAUUUAGACAGGAGUCCAGUGUGGUGAAGUACAUUGACAAGAGGCCUCCACAGGAGCAGGCCAAUGAGCUUUUCUUUGUUGUUUUCCAAUGGCGAGAUCCAUUUAUACAGCAAGUCAAAGAUAUUGUCACAGCAAACCCGUGGAACACCGUAGCCAUAUUGUGUGGCGUCUUCAUGGCUCUUUUUAAAGCAGCAGAUUUUACCAAACUCAGCAUUAAGUGGAUUAUCAAAAUUCGCAAAAGACACUUAAGGGCAAAAAUGAGAGAGCUGGACCAAAUAAGCUAAUUAUUUUCUGAUUCAUCUAACAACACAGUGUUGAACACUGCAGCAUUUUUAAUUACAAAUAUCAAACACUUUAUGCAACACGCUUUUUUCAGAGCAAAGAGUCUAUUAUGCUUUUAUGAGAAUUGUGAUGAUGUUGUAUUGUACGUUUUGUUUUUAACUGGACUAUAGAUUUUAACUUGAUAUUGUAAAGCAUCUAUGUGUAGUGAAGAGUGAAUGCUGAGCCAUGUGUACUGUUGUACAGGGGCAAAGUGUAUUCAUGUGGUCGUGACACUGAAACACUAAUUAUUCACAUCCAUUCUAUGUCAGAUUAAGCUAGUUAAAAAUUAUGACUAAGAAGGGAUUUUGCUGAAUCAAAAAAGGCUUUUAAUGACAAGGACCUUUGGUUAUGUUGCAUUUCCCAACGAUCAAUAAAUAACUCUUGCAGGGCAUACAGAAAUUUUCUGGUUAUACUGCUGUUCUUUUUUGUUAUCAAUGUGAAUGUAUGUUUUAUUAUUAUGAUGUAUGUUGUAUAAACCAAUCGUAUUAAAUUAUUUCAUUGAUUUAAAACGUUCUGUAAACAUGCAUUAUUUAACCAUGCUUACAAAACAAGUUCAGGUCUUUUUUAUGUCCGUUGUUAUGGUACCAUUUUGGUGCUUUCUAAUGACCAAAUUACUUUUUGCUUCU